Molecule: messenger RNA, 739 nt
Organism: Neolamprologus brichardi
Lineage: Eukaryota; Metazoa; Chordata; Actinopteri; Cichliformes; Cichlidae
Gene: wdr83os
Product: WD repeat domain 83 opposite strand
Biological process (GO): protein insertion into ER membrane
Cellular component (GO): endoplasmic reticulum membrane
Molecular function (GO): protein folding chaperone
Source: RefSeq, a predicted model, not a curated record
ACUCUCUCUGUCGACUCCUUUCCUGAAGUGGCUGGUCAGCUGUCUGUCGGUUUUCGGUGUUUAAACUUAUUUUCAUUUGCUUACUGUAGGAAGACCUUGAAACAUACUAUGUCAUCCAACAAUAUGGCAGACCCGAGGAGGCAAAAUAAAAUCUUAAGGUACAAACCUCCCAGCACAGAGACCAACCCGACACUGGAGGACCCCACACCUGACUACAUGAACCUGCUCGGCAUGAUCUUCAGCAUGUGUGGACUUAUGCUCAAGCUUAAGUGGUGCGCAUGGAUUGCAGUCUACUGCUCGUUCAUCAGCUUUGCAAACUCCCGAAGCUCAGAAGACACCAAACAGAUGAUGAGCAGCUUCAUGCUGUCCAUCUCAGCAGUUGUGAUGUCGUACCUCCAGAACCCACAGCCAAUGUCGCCGCCAUGGUAACCAAGGGCCAAUCUCAGGAGAGAGCAGAAGUUAAUUGUGGAUGCAGGAGUGGGUGACGGCACAUCUGACUGAAACCCCCCGGCUAUCUAUGAGCAUAAACAGAGAUGAAGAAGAGCAUAAUGUAAUAGAGAGAAAACAGACGAGCAGGAGAGGUAGACAGCAAGGACAGCUCUACGUCAAGAUAGAAAGAUAAAAUAUCUUGGACUUCUGUUAUAUCUUGGAUUCUCUGUUUUUUCUGUUUUAAAACCUUUUCUAAGUCUUUUGCUUGUUCAUGAACUGAUGUUGUCAAUAAAGUUGUACGGUUUUAAAA